UGCAGUAUGCUUUUGUCAUUCAGAUCUGAUCGGUUUAUAUUUCAGCUCUGUUUCUGACCUUGACUGCGCCUUUUAUUGUAGUAUUUUAUCGUACAAUGCAAUAUACCACAUCUCCACGCCUUUUAUCAACAGUAAAAAAUGAUCACAUUUAUUUUAGGUCUCAAGUGUUUGGAAUGAAAGUGGAAGAUCCAAUUGCUAUGGGUGAGCGUCUUCAUCAGCAAGUCAUGUAUUUCACUGAUCCUCCAAUCAUUAAAGAUCGUAAGAGUCUGUUAAGAAGCUAUUCCAGCUGCUUCGUGGGCAGAGAAUUUGUGGACUGGUUGGUACAAGUAAAAGAGGUUGAAACAAGAGAUGAGGCAGUAGAUAUUGGUCAGAGACUUCUGGACGUGGGAGCUCUGGAACACGUAUCAAAAGAACAGCAGUUUGAAGAUAAAGAUCAGUAUUACAGGUUUAACACCGAGAGAGGCGAGUUAGGAGACGAUUUAUUAGCAGGGGACAGUGUACCAGAUAUGGACACAAGUAUUGUGUUGUUUGUAAUGGCUCAUCGCUGCUCAAAUACUGAAAAACCUCAUUCCAGUUUGAAUGCUGUCAGCGUGAUCGUAUCGCGGUCUCAUAUCGCCCUGGUCCAACAGAACCCUCAGUGGCCCAUUCCUCGGUACACUGACCUGCCUCAGCAUCCCAAGGGCCCUGCGUUUGUGCGCUUAGCAAGACACAAAAUCACUGACGUCACAAGCUUGGAUUUCUACGAAGAUGACCCUUGUUUUAUGGCGAUCAGUAUAUCAGACGAGGACGCGCCAGUGGAGAGCGCUGAGAGCCAGUGGAUACUGAAGACAGAAACCGUCACUACCCUCUCCUCCCUGGUGAAAGUGAUCAAAGAACCGUGGGAGGCGCAAUUUGGAGUGGAGUUACAAAAGAAUCUUUAUCCUUCCAUCACGGAUCACAAAAUGUAAAACUUGUUGUGUGAAUGGCCUGGUAGCCAGCUCUCAUCUAGUGAACACUCCCAAAACUGCUGGGCAGAAAAAAUGUUCCACUUGAACAACCUCACGCUUGAUUUUGUCAAUAGAACAAAGUAGAAAAUCACUGCGAGUGCUCGCAUAGGAAAAAACCAAACGACUCGUCUUGAAAUUCUGUAAAUUAUCGUAAAUCAUUGCGAUAGAGGCUGUGUUUGCUAUGUAUUUCAGGAAAAGAAAAAUCCCACACAGUGAAAACGACCUCCGAAGAAAUCUUAUACCCAUCUUAUGCGGACACAUCCAUGAUCUAAAUCAUUCCCAAAAGCGGAACCCUCUCGUUACAGUGUGCAAGAAGGCCCUUGGUUCCAAGGGUGACCCACUCACUUGAGCUUCGACUGUUUUUAUAGUCUUGAAAAAGGCGUGCGUACUGCUGGACUUUCCUUUGUUUUAGACGUGCCACUGUGUAAUGCUUCGUCCACACUACUCUGGAGGGAUUUGAAAACGGAGGGUUCACUCUGAAAACGCGUCAAAUGUUUUCCGUCCACACUACAUCGGAAGAAUUU
Molecule: messenger RNA, 1510 nt
Organism: Orbicella faveolata
Lineage: Eukaryota; Metazoa; Cnidaria; Anthozoa; Scleractinia; Merulinidae
Product: serine/threonine-protein kinase 11-interacting protein-like
Biological process (GO): intracellular signal transduction
Cellular component (GO): cytoplasm
Molecular function (GO): protein binding
Source: RefSeq, a predicted model, not a curated record